AUGGGACAUACCAGCCUUCUCGAACCCAUCACUCUUAACCCCUUUCACCACACCCAACUUCAGACCCCUCAUUGUCCCCGCACACAGGCGGGGCAAAACUCCGCUCCCAACCAACCUGGCUAUACAUUCUGGUAAGACCAGGAUCAACUGACUCAGACCGCACACCUGCAGCUUACGCUCUCGUCCACUCUUAGCACCACACCACACAACCCUUCCCGUAAACUCCCCUACCCCCCCCACCACACCGCUACCCUACACCCAUCCACCCGCCUGGUCUCCCUGCACGCCGACUAGGGGCACCGCGUCCCGACAGGGAACGCAAGGAAGGAAGAUCCAUGGCGCCCUCGCUGAAGUGUGUCUCUAUCAAUUGCAAGGGCCUCAAUAACCCAAUAAAGCGCCACCAAACCAUGCGCUGGGCGAAUAGAACCCAAGCGCAAAUUAUCCUCUUACAAGAAACCCACUUUCAACAAAACAGAGCAUUCCCACUAAUAAACCGACACUUCAAUAGAUACUUCCUAGCCAACUCACCAACAGGCAAGCAAAACGGAGUUGCGAUAUUAAUCCAUAAAGCAUGCCCCCUCACAGUGGAAAAAGUCGACGCGGACCCACAGGGACGAUACGUCACAGCAGCUGGGAGGAUAGGCGAUCAAAAAUAUGCUUUCUCCUCGAUUUACGCCCCUAAUACACCUUCCGCCUCCUUUUGGCAAGCACUACAAACACACCUAGCACUGUUUUCCUCACACCACCUGAUUGUAGGAGGUGACUGCAACGCCACUCCAUCCCCGACGAUGGACAGGCAUAGAGCGGGUAAACAAAAAGAACCUAGCGGUCAUUCAGCGAAAACCGACAAAAUCCUCCAAUCCUUCCUCGUGAGAACUCGCCUGGUAGACGCCUGGAGAGCCCAACAUCCAACCUCUAAGGACUACACAUUCUACUCACACCCACACCAAUCCCACUCGAGAAUAGAUAUGUUUCUUAUAUCCCCAUCCGUAGUACCUAUGCUCAAAUCCACAUCUAUUGGAUCAAUCACGUGGUCGGACCACGCAGAUAUUUCCCUCACUCUUGACCCACCAGGCGUACCUCGCCAAUGGUCCUGGCGCCUGAAUCCCACACUAUUACAUAACCCUGCAAUCCGAGAUUCGAUCUCCCGGGCCAUCACAGAGUAUUUCUCCCUAAACAAACAACCCGUCACCUCCCCGGGUAUACUAUGGGCGGCACAUAAAACAGUUAUCAGAGGCACCUUGAUAAGCCAGGCAGCCCACCACAAGAAAAAGCGCCUAGCCAAUUUAGAACGAAACCUAAAGGAACUCCGCUUACUGGAAAUCGCAUUCAAAAAACAACCCACGCCAGACCUGAACACUAAAAUACAACAACACCAGGCAGCAAUAAAAAACUUCAUGUCAGCGGACACAGCCAAGGCCCUCCAAUGGACCCGCCAGCUCUUCUAUGAAAAGUCUAAUAAAGCCGACUCCUUGCUUGCCCGUAAACUCAACCGCAGAGCAACGCACAAAAAAAUCACCAAAAUCCACUCAAGAGACGGGACACCUCAGGAGUCACCAGACCAAAUAGCAAAAGUAUUCCAAGAAUACUUUUCGGAGCUAUACGACCACAGCCCCCAACACAGACAGAAUCCCACUCCACUCGCGAACAUGAUCAAUGAAUACCUUGACUCCCUCACCCUUCCCUCACUGACGCCCGGCGAAGCUAGCCGACUCUCAGAAACAAUCACACCUGAAGAAAUAGCGAACGCCUUCAAAACGCUGAAACCUAAUAAGUGCCCGGGCCCAGAUGGAUUCUCGGGACUAUACUAUAAAACCUUCGCAGCAGCUCUAAUCCCGCAACUCAGUGACCUCUUUAACGCACUGCUACAGGGGGACCCCCUUCCCCCUGACAUGCUACAGGCGAACAUAUGCCUCAUACCGAAACCCGGCAAAUCUCAUCUGGACCCCGGACACUAUAGACCAAUUUCCCUGCUUAAUGUAGACAUUAAAAUAUUCACGAAAGUCAUGACGGAAAGACUCAACCCACUCCUGCCCCGACUUAUCCACCCAGACCAAGUGGGAUUUAUCCCAACAGACAGGCCAGCGAUAACACUAGACGCACCUUCGACCUCAUCUGGUACGCUGACCACAGACGCAUCCCGACCCUGAUCCUCUCCCUUGACGCUGAAAAAGCUUUCGACAGACUGCUCUGGCCAUUCCUAUUUGCAACGUUACAGAAAUUCGGUUUUCCAACACCCUUCACCAACGCACUGAAAACUCUAUACUCGACCCCCACAGCCACCCUCCUCCUGAACUCGACUACAUCCCCCUCCUUUCAAAUUAAGAAUGGGACACGUCAGGGAUGCCCACUCUCACCAAUAAUGUUUGCCAUAUCCCUAGAACCACUACUCCAAGUCCUCCGAAGCCAAAAUGACAUACAAGGAAUCCGAGUCAGGAAUGAAACCUAUAAGAUCGCUGCAUAUGCAGACGAUAUACUUCUCACAAUUACGGAUCCGCUAAACUCUCUCCCACACUUGUUUCGAGAAAUAACGAAAUACGCAAACAUCUCCGGGUACAAAAUAAAUAUGGAAAAGACGGAAGCCCUCCCGAUUCGAAUAGAACACCCCACCCUCCGCACUCUCCGAGCACGCCACCCGUUCACAUACCAACCAAAUGCCAUCAAAUACCUGGGUACCAUUCUCCCAGCGGACCUCACACAAACCUACAACCUAAACUACACGCCCCUAUUAGAAACGGCCACACAAGAUCUAGACAAAUGGAAGGAUUUAUCAAUCUCCUGGAUAGGCAGACUGACCUCCAUAAAAAUGAACCUUCUCCCAAGAUUUUUAUACCUUUUCCAAACCCUCCCAAUCCCGAUCACUACCUCCGACUUCAAAAAACUGCAAACCAAAAUAGACAAAUUCAUAUGGGCUGGAAGAAGAGCAAGGAUCGCCCGACGAACGCUAUACAUACCAAACAGACAGGGAGGACUAGGACUCCCUAAUUUCACCCAAUAUUUUCACGCGGCACACAUAGCGCAAACAAUCCAACUUCAUGCAGCUCCCGGCCUUAAACGAUGGGUCGACCUGGAACAUAACAUAUUCGGUUACGAUUUUCCCUCCCUAUACAUCUGGCUACCAAAAGAAGCCAGACCACCAGCUCCCUAUACCUCCCCAGCAAUCCUCACAACGAUCAGAACAUGGGAUAAAAUAGUGGCGAAACACAAGCUUAUCUCCCACCCCUCACCCCUGAUGCCCAUCCUCCGGAACACAAAAUUCACACCAGGCAUGUCCCCGAAGGACUUCACUCACUUUGAGGACAAUGACCUAACACGCAUUCACCAAUUCUACCAGAACCAAAGUGUCAUACCCUUUGCAGAACUCCCCCAGCAGACCCCCCUCACCACACGGGACUUCUUCCGAUACCUACAAAUCCGCAGCUUUGUCGAUAAACCUGCCAUACAAAAAGCAAGCACCACUCCCCUCACCCCGCUAGAAAAAGCAUGUAACAACCACCCACUCCACAAAGGACAGAUAUCCUCCCUAUACUCCCUACUAAGCAGGAGCAUGCGAGAAGGUUCAAUGCCCUAUAUGGCAGCCUGGGAGAGGGACCUAGGCCCUAUAGGAGACCAAAGCCAUUGGGCAAGUAUAUGGGAGGCCACAGCAACAAUAUCGAUAUGUGUCAAUCAUAAAGAACAAGCGUAUAAAACUCUUUUCCGAUGGUACCUCACUCCACUACGUUUGCAACAAAUGAAACAAUCCGACAACGACCUCUGCUGGAAGGGGUGCGGGAACAGGGGAACCUUCAUACACACAUGGUGGGAGUGCCCUCGAGUAGCCACGGUGUGGCACCAUAUAGCGCAACUGGCAUCACAGGCACUACACACCACUAUCCCGAUGGACCCAUGGCUGUGGCUCCUUUCCAGGCCCCUCCGAGACACCCCAAGGGCACACAAUAAAUUGAUAGCCAAACUGGCACUAGCCACUAGGCGAGCAAUCGCGGAGAAAUGGGGAAGCCCUGACACCCCACCCGUAGCGCUCAUCCAACGAAAAAUUAAUGAAACCAUGAAGAUGGACAAACUAACCGCCCUGGUACAUGAUACCACUAGACACUUCGACAAGAUAUGGGAACCAUGGAUCUUCGAAUUCCCAACAAUAUAAGGCACUUACUGCCAAGGGAUGCACCAGGCGGGGGGUGGCCCCCGAGGAGGGAAAACCUCAAAGGCCGUCCCGGGAACCACACUUCCCAACCAAAAUGUUCCUUUCCCGGAACCCCCAUCCCCACAGCAAGAAACAACCAAACCGCUCACCCCAACCACACUAGACAAACACAGUCACACCACCCUACACUAGAUCCACCACACACAACCCUCCCCUCCCACAACACGAAAACAGACUGAUCCCCAUGAACCACCCCAAACCCGCCAGCACCAGACCACGAACACUAACCAAACAAGGACAUACGAAAUAUUCAGCCAACGCAAACAAGAGCUCUAACCAGAGCACCUCCAGCAUAGACCACCACCCAGACAGGGGCCCUGGACGCACCUAUCACGAACACCACACCACGCAAACACGACAGGAGGGAAGAACCCCCAGACCACCCCUGACGGAACUCACAACCCCAGACACAAAGCGCAAAUAAGCAUUUCAGACAAAGCCAACAGAGACUACCCACCGCACACCACACAUAGAACAAGGAACACCCACCGAGACCUUGACCAAUACACCCAACCCUGGGCGACAGCCCCUGCAGUCCCUAACUAAAAGCCCAUGGGACAGACCACGGCCGACUCCAGGCCAGAACCGCCCACGCACCAAGGACCCACAAACUAAAAGACACUAAGAGAUGACAGGCCUACUCACCCGGCAAGAAACCCAAAUCCCCCACCAGACCCACCCUCCCCCCCCCCAAUACCACUUCUUACUCCCCCCGAGGAAAACCUCAUAAACACACCGACCAAACAUUGAACCGAAAGACGUAAUACGCACACAACCAGGUAACUUCUGAACCAAAAACAGAUGUGCUAUACCCGCUAAAACUUCACAUACUGCAACAUAGUGCUACAACCAUCUACGAAUAAGACUCCAACUUCUCUCCCGGAGUUGAAACCGCAACAUCACAACACUAGCGAAAGAGAGCACCAGGUAAAGAACAAAAUUAUAUAUCUACCCUACCUUUUUGAAAGCAUUGUAACACAUCAAAGCAACUCAUGAUCUCUAUGAAAGUAUACUUUAUCCCAAGUUUUCUUUUCUGUACCCUACCCCCCAUAUAACUGAAAUUCCAAAAUAAAGAAUUUAUAAAAAAAAAAAUGGCAAAGUACUACUCUGUUUGUGGAUUCAGCAGAAGAUUCUCAUACUGACCAACUCACAGUGAUUUUUCGAUAUUUAGAAGGAAAUCAACCUGCUGAGCAUUUUGUAAUUUUUUUUUUACCCUCAACAAGGCAUAAAGGAGAAGAAAUGGCAGAUGCGCUCUUAGCAUUUCUUAAUAGUGUUGGACUUACCAUACAAGAAUGCCGUGGACAAAGUUUCGACAAUGCAAGCAACAUUUCUGGCCACUACAAGGGUAUGCAAGCAAGAAUUGUAAACAUGAAUAAAUAUGCCAAGUACAUACCUUGUUUUGGACACUUGUCGGAAAGGAUGCUGCAAAUUUGUAUAGUGAGACUAAGGUUUUUUAAAUUUUGUACAAACUCUUUAUACAUUGUUUAGUGGUUCAACUCAGCGCUACAAGAAGCUUAAAGACAAGCUUGACGAGAAAGUCUCUAUGUCCAUGCCAAAAAAGCUAAGUGACAUACGCUGGUCAUAUCGUGCAGAUGCUUGUCAAGCAUUAGUCCACGGCUAUGAAAAUAUAAUGGACAUUUUGUUUGAAUUUUCAACUGACAUUGAGUACCGUACUACCGUAACAGGACUAUUUGAUCAGAUAAGCAAACUUGAGACAUCGAUUUUUGCAGAAUUCUGGAACUGUUUUGCAGCGUUACAACAAGAGCAGUAAAACCCUGCAGUCUGUUCAGCUGAACCUAAAUGUUGCUGUUGGCGUUUUGAAAUCGUUAAAAGAAGCUGGCAAGCGUAUAACAAAUGCUAAAGAGUAUAUUGUGGAACACCGCUGUCAACGUCCGUCAGCAGCCACUUGA
Messenger RNA from Pelobates cultripes (western spadefoot toad), 6111 nucleotides. Lineage: Eukaryota; Metazoa; Chordata; Amphibia; Anura; Pelobatidae. The record is from the annotation of a GenBank genome assembly.